AACUAAAAAGAAAAUGGAAUUUGAAAACAUAUUUCUCUUUUGCCCUAACUACAAGAUACCGUGACACUGUUGCUUCAAUCCACUUUGGCUUUCGUCCCCAACAUUUGCUUCGCAUUCGUACCCCAGUUUCAGUCCACCUUCAGUGUAGCUUUCAAUCUAGCUUCAGUCGAGUCAAGGAGCUCCAAGUCGUGCCCUCGAAAUCCAUUUCCCUCUGUCAAAAUUGCAAGUCAGUGGGACGACGACGGAACUUCAUGAACAGUAACUCAGUUUAUGUGAAGAUCAUAAGAGGAAGAUGAAGAGACAUUGUAGGCUUUGGUGGCCAAAGCAACUUACAUCAAAUCAAGUAUCAUCGCCUAGUAUUUUGUUCGGGUGGUUUGUCACCUGUUCACCAUCAUCCUUUGACUUGAUUGUAGCCUUUACUUACAGUGAAGGCUUGCUUUCUAGUUCUAGUACUAGCAUUGAGGGGAUCAUUCAUGACGCAUGUGGGAGAAUGCCUUCAUCUCUUGAGGAUAAGUCCAAGUUCUCUGUACUUGGCCUGUCUGUCACUCACCCUACUGCUAGUAAUAGUUUGAUGAAUGAGACGGAGUAUGACAAAAGGAAGUUAUCUGAGUAUGGCAAUGCAUUGGAAGAGGGAAGUACAGAUACAAAGAAUAACUGUAGGAGUUGCCGUUGCUUCCAGUUAGAUUGUUCAUUGAGGAAAAGUAGACAAUAUGUUCUUGGAAAAAGUAACUGGGUCCUGCUCACAUUUGAUUCUCCUGGGCAUAAUGAUCUAGGACUGCAAAGGCUUCCAAAUCUGCACCACAUUCAUUGGAAUGGACAAAUUCUGUCACAAUAUGAUGUUCACGUCAUAAUUUAUGAAACACCUGCUUAUGGUGCUCAACAUUUCUCAUUGUGUCAUUUGAGUUCGUCGAAGGAGCAAGCUAAAGUUUCUAUUAAAAACCCUAAGUGGGUCGAGAAGCUUCAUAAUAAGAAGCAAUUCAUUGAUUUGGAUACAGUUGUUCUGGCAAUUAAUUGCACAGCUGCUGCUAAAAGAACUUUUGAGACACACCUGGUCCCAAGAUCCUCAAGCCGGCUCACCAUAUUUCCUGUGCUUGUUGUCAUAGGGCAUCUGUUUUCCAUGUUUUUGGCUUCAUUCUCCACCAUGCUUUAUAUUAUUCUUCAGUUUUUCCAAACGCAUUUUAAUUAUGAAUCCGAAUCAUGGAUGUAUGUGACAUCAGCAAAUGUAUUCAAGAAAACUGCUUGGAUAAAUAUGCAAAUCCGCUGUCAGAUAUUAUAUUGGCCAAUCGUUCUUCAGAAGAAUGCCCUCAGGUCUGAGUCAUGUGUUGAAUAUGUAGAGAAAGCUGCGAUGCAUAGGCAUUCUAUGUGGUCAACUUUGGUUGUUGAUAUUCUCCUUGGAAACUUGGUUGGCUGGACAUUUUUAUAUCACAGAGAACCAAUUUGCCUUUCAGUUUUGAAUUUCAUGCAUGGAUUUUCAACGUUUUUGCGCUCUGGGUGUGUGUGGUUAAUGGGAAACCCUGCAGGAUUCAAAUUGAAUGCUGAGCUGGCUGGAGUACUUGGCAUGGUUUCUUUGAAUGCAGUCCAGAUAUGGUCAACACUCUGGAUCUUUGUGGGUGUGGUCUUCAAUUAUAUUAUUCAAGGGCUUUCUGUUUUAGGAAUCCUUUGUGGAUUUACCGUACCUGCUGCUUUGAUCAUAGACAUGAUUGCUCUUGCAACUCUUCAUGUUUCAACUCUACAUUGGUUCAUUUCACUUAUAUAUUCAUCACAGAUACAGGCAUUGGCAGCCUUGUGGCGGCUUUUCAGGGGUCGAAAAUGGAAUCCUCUGAGGCGGAGGUUGGAUAGCUUUGAUUACACAGUGAAGCAACAUAUUGUUGGAUCUCUAUUAUUUACGCCACUUUUACUUCUUUUACCAACUACUUCCGUUUUCUAUAUAUUCUUUAGUAUCGUGGACACAGCCAUUAACCUUAUCUGUCUACUGAUUGAAGUAACUAUUUCGAUUAUUCAUACUACCCCUUAUACCAAGAUAUUUCUUUGGUUGGUGAGGCGAGGAAGAUUCCCUUCUGGAAUAUGGCUUGAAAUUAUCGGUUGUCAGAGUAAUAGUACUGUGUCUGCACCAAGUAUUGAUUUUAUGGAUGAAAUGACCUUACCCAAGGAGUCUUUGCAUCUAAAGGAUUUCAAUAGAGAAAAAUCUAGUAUUCUAGUUUCAGUUCUCCACAGCAACUACUUGAGCAUAGGGAAAGUUAUCUUGCCUCACUACAAAACUGUAUUUUUGGGAGUUUCUGGGUCAUCCAUCUCCACAGUGGCUUAUGGAAUCCUUAUUGGACAAAGAAUGCCAUCUAUGCGGGGCACCCUUCUACAUUCACCAAUGCCAUGGACGUCCAUGCCCUACAAAGAGUAUUGGCGCCUCUGUCAUGAUUCACUUAUUGCAUGCUUCAGAUGAUAAUGAAUUCAAUUAUCCAGUUUUCACCCAACUUGCGCUACUCAUGUCAUUUUUUUUAAUGGGUUAGAGGAUGCUUCUUAUUUCUUCGAUUCUUCUACAUUUCAGUAUUCUCUCGAGUAUGGUACAGUCGGUAUUUUUUUUCUGCUUUUCCCAUGCUUAGAAUGAUGUGUGCUCUAGAAGAGCAACAUACUUUUAGUUUACUAUGUAAAUACAUUGAUUCUUCUCUUAUGCUUGGGCGCGUAUACUUUCUUCUCUCUUAAUUGUGUGGUGAAAAAUUGAAGAUCUGUGUCAUUACUGCUACUCUACUCUAAUCAGAGAUGGAUUCAGCAUACAAGUGGCACCCAUUACUA
Molecule: messenger RNA, 2787 nt
Organism: Vigna radiata var. radiata (mung bean)
Lineage: Eukaryota; Viridiplantae; Streptophyta; Magnoliopsida; Fabales; Fabaceae
Product: N-acetylglucosaminyl-phosphatidylinositol biosynthetic protein gpi1
Exons: 10
Coding region: 293-2437 (714 amino acids)
Biological process (GO): GPI anchor biosynthetic process
Cellular component (GO): membrane
Source: RefSeq, a predicted model, not a curated record